CCGCUGCGCAUGCGUCAAGCGGGCUCCUGGCACACCGCAGCGUGGGAAAAGAAGGGAGCUGGAUGCCAGGAUGCGGGGCGGAGGGUCCUCCUGGUAGGGUCCCCUCUGCCCCUUCCUUCUUCCUUCCUGCUUCGAUGGGGCUCAGUGAUUGGCUGGGCGCCUGGUGCUGCGCGUGCGGAUGCUGCCGGCGCGAGAGGGCGGCCGCGCUCCCGGAGAAGGAGCCCUUGGUCAGUAAUAACAACCCGUAUGCUUCGUUUGGAGCAACCCAGGCGUGGGAUGAAGAUAAAAACUUGUGGAGCGCCCCUCAUGACGUCUCCCACACCGAAGCCGAUGAUGACCGGGUCCUGUACAACCUCAUUGUGGUUAGAGACAGAUUGGACAAAGAUUCUGAGGAAUGGCAAAAACUGAACUAUGACAUCUACACUCUAAGACAACUGCGAAGGGAAGUAAGAAACAGGUGGAAACGCAUUUUGGAAGACUUGGGUUUCCAGAAGGAGGCAGAUACACUGUUGUCCGUGACCAAACGCAGCAUUGUUAGUGACUCUCAUAAUAUGAGCAAAGCCCGCGAAAUCCUCUUGAAGCUGUCGGAGGAGACAACUAUUUUCCCAACAAGCUGGGAGCUUUCCGAGAGAUACCUUUUUGUGGUGGACCGUCUCAUUGCCCUUGAUGCUGCUGAUGAGUUCUUCCGCAUUGCCAGCGUAACCUAUCCAAAGAGACUUCACACGGCAAAAGAUGAAGACCAAUUGAAAACAGACCAGUGCAAUUCCUCCCUGUCGUAACACUGCAUCCCUUGUGCUGGAAGUGGCUGUUGUUUUUUUGGAGGGCUAAGCCAGAGCGGUGGGACUUCUCCCUUCAAAGAAGCACAGCAGGCCAUCAGGGCAAAGUAUCCACUGCCCGGCAAGUGGCACGAUGCCACAGAGACUUGUGGUCUGUGAUAAAGACAUUCAGACACCUUCGUAAGCAUUGGUGCUAGUCUAGAUGUUGGUGGUAGGCUUCUUGCUACUGCAAAGAUACAAAGAGUAUUCUGGUGGUGGUAGAAGAAACCUCCCACACAAAGUCUUGAUUCUUGUGUAUGAAAUGGUUUUCACUUCACCGACUGAGUACAAUGAUUUGUAUUCCCUAUAAGCAGCAAUUCCGUCCUUCCACUGUCAGUGUUCUUGUUUAAGCGAAAUCCUAAUAGAGGAUGAAAGCUGCCAUUUUGUCAAGCCCUCCUUGCCUCUGAGUACAUUUUUGUUGUGCCAGCAAAACCUAUCUAUGCCCACCUAUUCAAUGAGACAUUAAUUGUCUGGCAGCUGUGGGUGACUUGUAUCCCUGUGACAAGACCAAUGGCAUUGACAGUGGAAAUGAGUUUCCGGUAGCAGAAGUGUCUCCAUGUGUCUUUUUAGUAAGCGACGAAGCAGGAAAUCAAAUCCUGUGCUUUCCAGGCAUUUAUUUUUUGCCUCAAAAUAUUUUUAAACCAACUUCUGUUACAUCUGCUUCAGCUUUGCCUGCCUAGUACGGGUCCAUCGUUACACUGUGAGUGAUUUAUGUGUAAUUUGCAGGUUUCACUUUUGUGAAUUUGAUUAUUCAUGGAUUUGAUUAAUACGAGAUUUCUUCUGGCCCAAAAUGAUUAGUGAAAAUAGUAAACAAUUGGUAGCCUUUUUGUAUAGUUGUACUAUGUUGCCAUCAUGAAAUACAAAGGGUAUUUUUUAAGUAAGGUCCGUUUUGUUGUAGACACUAGUAGUUCGCGCGCAUACCACAACGAGCGCGUGCGUCGUGUACCGGCAUGCCUCGGGAACAACUGUGCUCAGUUUCCGCUCUGUAGCUAACCUGUACGGUUCUGUUCUGUGCUUUAAAAAUGUUUAAGACUAUCAACUCACCCUCCGCAUGUGAGGUUCGCUCAGUGAUACGGUUUUUGUCAGCAAGGAACCUGCCUGCUGCAGAAAUUCAUCGACAGAUUUGUGAAGUGUACGGUGAUACUCUUAUGAGUGAAAGCAAAGUGCGUAAGUGGGUACGACAAUUCAAAGAUGGCCGUGACAACGUCCAUGAUGACGACGACUUGAAAACGGCAGUGAACUCUUGGUUAUGGAGCAGGUGGCAAGUUUUUAUGAAGAGGGUAUUUUAAAAUUGGUUCAGAGGUAUGAUAAGUGUUUGAACAAACUUGGCAACUAUGUCGAAAAAUAGAGUGAAGUAUGUACUUUCUGAAAAUAAAUUUACUUUUUUGAAAUAAACUUUCGUUGUGUACUUAUGUUCCAACGGACCUUACUUAAAAAAUACCCCUCGUAUAUUACUUCGAAAUAGGGCCCAUCAUAUUGAAACAUGCUAUAUAUUCUCUUUAGGAAUUUUGUAAGUCCUCUGGUGCAACUCUACGUCGAAUUCCACCUAACGUUGAACAUAGGGUUGCAUGGAGGACCUAGCAAUUUCUACACUAAGUAAAAAAUAAAAAGAUUUUUAUCUGUGGUCUUUCCAUAUUUGCACUCUACCCUAGCAAAUGUAGAGGGGCAACUGUAUUUCUUUUAAGAUAUUGUGCUGGAAAAGCAAAUCUGAGCAUUCCUUGAUGGGGAAUUUCUUGUUUGUAAAUUGACAGCUGAUUCCAGGGGCUUCCUGUGCUCCAUUUGCUAUUUUGGUGACCAGCUGAACUUGGGCAUUCCAGCUUCUCCUUGCCGUAACUGAGAGGCGCAAAAUCGUUCUAUUUUUAAACCCUCUUUAAUGUUUGAACAAAUGUGUAUUUACUUUAUGGAAAUCUGUGUUAUGUUUCAAAAGUGAAUGAUAGCAAAAUCUAUAUUUGCUGUUUUUAGAUUCGGAAACAAGCAUUCAUUUUAAACUACAGAUGUGGUGAAGGCUCACAACUUUGGAAAAUAAAAAAGCUGUUGGACUCUCCAGAUGGCGUUCAGUUUUGUGGAUACAACCCAGCAAACCAAGCAGCAAGAUAAAUUUUAAGCGUUUAGACCAGGAUUGGGAAUCAUGCAUUGUUGAUGGAUUCCUAGGCCCAGCAGGGUAGGAAUGAUGGGAGCUGCAAUUCAGCAACCUCUGAAGAGUCACAUGAUCCUUGCCUCUGAUUUAUAACAAUUAUAUUCAUGUAACCGUUGCAGUCUGAGUGUUGUCAGGUUUCCUAUAAAAUGUAUCCAUUACUUAUAUACAUUGGUAUAAUUAAUUUAAUAAAUAAAUAAAUAAAUCUGA
Messenger RNA from Anolis sagrei ordinatus, 3159 nucleotides. It is a transcript of the gene MREG, whose product is annotated as melanoregulin. Gene Ontology annotation, biological process: melanocyte differentiation; melanosome transport. Lineage: Eukaryota; Metazoa; Chordata; Lepidosauria; Squamata; Anolidae. The record is from RefSeq and is a predicted model, not a curated record. Gene Ontology annotation, cellular component: melanosome.